AUGGAGAAUGAGAAUAAAUCAAGAUUCAAAAGGGUUUGUGUGUUUUGUGGAAGUAGUUCUGGGAAAAGAGAUGUCUAUGGAGAUGCUGCCAUUGAGUUGGCUCAAGAACUGGUAGCAAAGAAGCUUGAUCUUGUGUAUGGAGGGGGAAGCAUUGGCUUAAUGGGUUUAGUUUCUCAAGCUGUUCACUGUGGUGGUGGUCAUGUUCUUGGGAUCAUACCAAGGGCUUUGAUGGGGAAGGAGAAAACUGGUGAAAGCAUAGGUGAAGUUAAAGCUGUUGCUGACAUGCACGAAAGGAAAGCUGAGAUGGCCCGCAACUCCGAUUGUUUCAUUGCACUACCAGGUGGAUAUGGUACUCUUGAGGAGUUACUUGAAGUCAUUACUUGGGCACAACUUGGAAUCCAUGACAAACCUGUGGGUUUACUGAACGUUGAUGGGUACUACAACUAUCUGCUCACAUUCAUCGAUAAAGCAGUAGAUGAUGGAUUUAUCAAACCUUCUCAACGUCACAUCUUUGUCUCUGCACCAAAUGCCAAAGAACUUGUUCAGAAACUCGAGGAGUACAUCCCUGUAAAAGAUGGAGUGAUUCCUCAGGUCAAGUGGGAGGUGGAGCAGGUUGGGUUCAAUGCUUUACAUGCUUCUGCUGAAAUUGCUUUGUAG
Molecule: messenger RNA, 657 nt
Organism: Cynara cardunculus var. scolymus (artichoke)
Lineage: Eukaryota; Viridiplantae; Streptophyta; Magnoliopsida; Asterales; Asteraceae
Product: cytokinin riboside 5'-monophosphate phosphoribohydrolase LOG5
Exons: 7
Coding region: 1-657 (218 amino acids)
Biological process (GO): cytokinin biosynthetic process
Cellular component (GO): cytosol; nucleus
Molecular function (GO): hydrolase activity, hydrolyzing N-glycosyl compounds
Source: RefSeq, a predicted model, not a curated record